UUAUUCAGGUCUUUCCCUCUUUUGUUACCAACUCCACAACAUUAAUUUCUUCAUGAAUCCAAAUAUUCACUUCAGGAAAGCUCAAGACUAAUGUGCUAGAAAUGACACAGUUUUUUUGAAGAAGCAACUUUCUUAGGUACACUUUAUGGAAUUGAAAAAAACGAAGUUAUACCGGCAUAUAUCGUCAAAGUCCAAGGCAAAGCAUGAACAAGUUUCCUAUAUACCCAAGAUAUGAAGCUGGGGACUAUUGUGGAUAUGAGUUUGAUCCUCAGUCGGACUUUACGGAUUUCUUGACAGAAGCAAGAAACCAUGAAUCAGAAGGGAAAAAAUUUGGUGUCACGCCUCCACGUUCCGUGGAAUCGAGAAAGAACAAUUUUGAUAAAGAUAUGAAGAAAACUUGCAAGAAGUCAUGGAAAAGCUCAUUGUUUUCAUGGCUGAAGAGUAGUAAUAAUAAGAAGAAUCAGAGAAACAGCGAACCUUCAAAAGGCUCCACCAUUAACAAACCAAAGCGUGGAUGUGUCUCUGGUCCAAUGCCAGGGUAUAGUGGGCCGGGUGCUAUAGCUGUCAGGCCCAAGAAGCCCACUUCAGGACCCCUCACAAGUCUUUUCAGCCCAAUGAACAGAGUGGACAAUGAGGUUCCAUAUCUCUGUCUUCAGAAAUUUAAGGAUAGUUCUCCUGAUGUUCGAUCCCACGGACCUAUUUACCUCGUAACCUAAGAAGUUUGUCUGAGAUUCUUUAGGAUAUUUUUGUUUGACAAAGUAUCAGGAAAAUCAAAGCACAUUCAUACGUAGAAUUCAUAUGAAAUAUCAUGUCUACUGCUUAAUUUUUGAGUACUCAUGGCUAAAACUUAUAAUUGAAAAGUGUCACGAUCAAUAUUUUUUUCCACAAAUAUCUGUAAGCACACUCAUUAUACUUCCAA
Nicotiana attenuata is the source of this 919-nucleotide messenger RNA. RefSeq lists its product as uncharacterized. The coding region runs from base 204 to 716 and encodes 170 amino acids. The record is from RefSeq and is a predicted model, not a curated record. The transcript has 3 exons. NCBI's taxonomy places the organism in Eukaryota, Viridiplantae, Streptophyta, Magnoliopsida, Solanales, Solanaceae.